Messenger RNA from Aspergillus niger, 156 nucleotides. RefSeq lists its product as uncharacterized. The record is from RefSeq and is a predicted model, not a curated record. The transcript has 2 exons. NCBI's taxonomy places the organism in Eukaryota, Fungi, Ascomycota, Eurotiomycetes, Eurotiales, Aspergillaceae. Bases 1 to 156 code for a protein of 51 amino acids.
AUGCCCCCAGCUAAAUUUAGACCCGAUCGCCAUCCAACGCUGACUGAGUUCCUCCGGCGCUACCACCAGCCUGCACCAAUCGGUACACCCGUCUUUGGCCCCAAACAGGAUGAUAGGGUCCAUUCAUUGGGCGUAUUUAAGAUAAUGGACCGCUGA